AAAAGUACAAGACUUCCCUCUGAAAUGUAGUAUAAAGUAGCACAAAGUUGACAUACUCAAGUAGAAGUAUCUCAAAGUUGUACAUGAGUAAAUCCACUGAGUUACUCCACAACAAAAACUACCAUUUUGUUCUCAAUUUUCAGUAAAACCAAUUUGGCAAGGUCCUCCUUAAAGGCAAUCGGCCCAGGAUUUCUUUAAAAUUGGGUUUAAGGACAAAAAAGACUGAAAGAAAUAACUUUUAAGAUUGCUGUGUUGUUGCUCUUAAUCAUCACAGACGACACAGAGGAAUGUGGGAGAAACAGCCUGAGUGAUAAAGAGUUUUUUUUCAAAAAGCUCUGGUCACUCUUUUGUAUAUAUGUCUGCAGUUAUACAGGCCUGUGAAAAGAAAAGGCGUCAGAAAAGCUUUGGGGCAAGAGAGAGACAGGAGAAAGCUCUGUGUGAUACGGCGAGUGUAACACAAAUUAAUCUGAUUAAAGAAUUACAGCAUUCCACUGCAGAAACUCACAUAAUCAUCCAGGCAAAAAAUUCAGGUUUACAGUGUUGUAACGUUGGAAGUUCAGCUGCCCUGUGGUCGUUUGUGCUUGUUAACAGCAUACAAAACUGUGUCUCCGUUUUAUAAAUGUCAAGCCUCAUUACAAAUCAAUUAUACUGCAUCUAGAGAGCUGUCUGGGUAGCUUUCCUCCAGAGAGUUGGCACACAUAAGCACAAGUCAUCAAAUGAGGCAGGGCGGGUUAAUGAGUGACUAGGCUGGGCAGAAGGGCAGGUACUCUUUACAUGUUCACAUAGAGGCUAAACGUGGAAACGCGUCACCUGAAUUAAAUAGAAGAUAAUCCAAAAAUACUUUACUGUAAACAUCAGAAGAUGAGCGCCCAUCCAUAAUCGAGCUCGGACAAUCAGCCGACCCUGAUUGGAGUCUUUUCCUCUCAAAAUACGAGUCAUCGUGGGAGCCGGAGUCGCCAUGGAGACAGUGGUGAUAGUGGCCAUUGGGGUGUUGGCCACCAUUUUCCUGGCCUCCUUUAUUGCCCUGGUGAUGGUGUGCAGACACCGCUACUGUCACCCUCAUGACCUGCUGCACCACUUUGACUCCAAGCCCACAGUGGAUCUGAUCGGAGCCAUGGAGACCCAGAGUGAGCCAUCAGAACUGGAGCUGGACGACGUGGUCAUCACCAACCCUCACAUCGAGGCCAUCUUGGAGAAUGAGGACUGGAUAGAGGACGCCUCUGGAUUGGUCUCUCACUGCAUCUCCAUCCUAAAGAUCUGCCACACUUUGACUGAAAAGCUAGUUGCCAUGACAAUGGGUUCAGGGGCAAAGGUCAAAGCACCGGCCAGCCUGAGUGACAUCAUCACUGUGGCCAAACGGAUCAGCCCGAGGGUGGACGAUGUGGUCAGAUCCAUGUACCCUCCUCUGGAUCCAAUCCUCCUGGACGCAAGGGCCACAGCUCUCCUGCUUUCAGUCAGCCACUUGGUACUGGUUACUCGCAAUGCCUGUCACAUGUCCGGCAGUAUGGACUGGAUCGACCAGUCGCUUCAUGCAGCCGAGGAUCACAUGGUGGUUUUGCGUGAGGCAGCCCUGGCCUCUGAACCGGAACGAAGCAUACCUGGAGCUGACGCACAGAGAGAACACGCCAUCUAGAGCAAAUGCAGAUUAUAAAACACAAACAAGAGGGUGUGAAAAUAAGUCAAUUUUUUCCUUGAGGUGCCUUUUUUAAAAAUUCGGCACACAGUUGACACUUAAGGCACAUAUUCUGCCAGACGGUAUUGGAAAGGCACCCAAACUCAUUACCCAAAUACGUCUGAGCAGUAAAGAGGCGAUGCAGGGACUUCAUUCUGUCCCUAGAAUUUUUUUCUUUAGCAUAUUUGCACCAAAAAGUGCCACAGCCACAUCGUAAUACCUCUAAAGUAGAUGUCACAUAUUCAGAUACAGGUAGGUUUUUCUAUAUGUCAUCCUGCAGCAGGUCUUUUCAGAGUUAGUCUAUUUAAGAGGUAAGCUGCCUGCAAGUGAAAAGGCCAUUGGAAAUUUCUUCCCGAGUGCACCAUCAACCCAGCGGUAGGCCUAAAUCCAAUCUCGCCUGCACUGCACAGUCACAUGGAGGCUUAGUCAACUAAUCCAUUUUGAGGAAAAUAACACCCAGUUAGCCAGUGAACCCAAAGGGGCUCCAACUCAGUGGACCAAUGGAAGACCAGACUGGCUUAUUUACAAUUUGUGGGGUCAGCAUGACUUGUGGAACAUCCCUCAGAUGCUCUUACACUGUCAAAAUCACCGAUCUGUAAGAGACCAGCAGCUGCAGUUUCAGCAGCACGGUCAAAGUUUUUUCCAGUCGAGUGGAAAAGCUGGUAUCCCUUCUUCAUUUUAUCCAGGCUAGCAGCAUGUUUCUCUGUCGGUAAAUCACUUUAGCGCACACUGAAAUAUCUCAACAUCUACUGGAUGGGUUGCCACAAAUCUUUAAACAUUCCUGGUUCCCAGAGGAUGAACCCUAAAGACUUUAAUGAUCCCCUUAACUUUACUCUAACGCCACCAGCAGGUUCAAGUUAAAUUUGUCCAGUACACUAAUUUAAUGACAUUUCCAUCAGCCUGAAUUUUGUUAGCAUGCUAAGACUCGAAACAAUAGUGCAAACAUUAUCCCUGCUGAAUAUGAGCACGUUAGCAUUGUUAUUUUUAAGUACAGAGUACCCAGAGCACCUAGCUGGCUGUACGAAGUCAGUGCUACACAGUGAGUCAUGAAACACUUUUCACUGGCAACAAACUGUUU
Messenger RNA from Larimichthys crocea (large yellow croaker), 2750 nucleotides. It is a transcript of the gene tmem98, whose product is annotated as transmembrane protein 98. The record is from RefSeq and is a predicted model, not a curated record. The coding region runs from base 959 to 1633 and encodes 224 amino acids. Gene Ontology annotation, cellular component: endoplasmic reticulum. Lineage: Eukaryota; Metazoa; Chordata; Actinopteri; Sciaenidae. The transcript has 7 exons.